This is a messenger RNA of Symbiodinium natans, 2775 nucleotides long. The record is from the annotation of a GenBank genome assembly. NCBI's taxonomy places the organism in Eukaryota, Dinophyceae, Suessiales, Symbiodiniaceae.
AUGGCGGCAGCUUUAUGGCUUGUGCUUGUGGCAUGUGCCUUCCAAGAUGGCUCUGCUGACAUCGACAACAUCUUCCCCAUUCUGUAUUCAAGCAACCCCGUUGCUCAACACACGGCCUGUCCGACUCCAGCUGGCCAAGCCACGGUGUGCCAACUGCAUGGGUAUGAGGAGGGAGGCAGAGCUCUCCAAUACCUCAUCACCUCAUUGCCAUCCAGUGGUGCUUUGUACGAGACUUCGCAGAACUACAGAACAUACGGGACAGACCCGAAGUACGCUGCCACUUCCAUCAAGGACUACGAGCUGCCAUUUAAGGUGACAGAUGCCUUAGGGCGGGUGGUCUACAUUCCGCCUUCCGAUGUUUUCCCACCAGAGGGGCGCUGGGCAGCAAUGACGUACGAAGUCCAGGAGCCGGCUGGAGGAAACAAAUCUGAGCCUGGGCAGGUCUCCUUUAGCAGCCCGUCGCAGCAGGUCGCGGCUUCCACCUUCGUAGGUGGCACAGACGCCUGGACCAUCUCGGGCAACAUCUAUGCUACAGUGCCAACCUGGCAGGCCUUUGGAUGGGGCCUCCUCAAUCGCUACCUCUAUGGCACAGACGAAGUGCAGUAUAUUGACUUCGACACGAGCAGUGACAGGUCAAAAUGGUAUUUCGAAGCGCCGCCAGGAAAGUUCUAUUUGCCUGAACUGGCCACAUCCUAUGGCGGGACUUUGCAGUUCACGAUUGCCAGCACCUACGGUGAUUUCCAACAUCUGAACAGCCCUUUGGAUUUCAUCACCCUGGAGUGCGCAUCGUGCAACAGCGACCGCGGGAUGCGGAUUGUGCGCUUUGCUGAUAAUGGUUUGGAAUGGGCAGGCGAGGAGAAGAUCGUUCAGGUUACCCUUGCGACCGGCAACCAUUGGUGGCGAGACCCCAUGAAUGCAGCGUUGCCCUUCACGGAUGCCACAGAGUGCGAGAUCGGAGCUGCUCCUGGCUCAGUCAGAUUCACGCAGAUGUGCAUUGCACUGCCGGCCUUCGGAAGUAGCAGUAUGAAGCAACGGUUGGCUCCUCUCCGCGCCGCAACUUGGCUCCGAUUAGCCAUCAGCUUCUCACAGCCUUCCGUCGGCAAUGCUAUGGCCUCAACAGUAAAGAAUGCCGAGGCAGAUGGGGUCAGUAGUUCGAGGAUGAACGACUGGCCCGGGGGAACCGACAAGGUCAAGGAGCAGAAUGCGCUGCAAGCGUCCGAGCUGCUCGAUUCCAUCCAGGCGGUGCUUCGGCAACAGGAGCAGCAGAUUCAAGACCUCCUGGUAGAGCAGACCGAGCGAGUGGCAGGAGUGGUCGGCGUCAUGCUGCAUCGAACUGAUGAAGCGACACUGGAGGUUUUCCGGCCAGCAGAGGAAUCGAAAGUUGCACCGAUCUAUUCGAUCACGUCUGUGCAGGAGAGCGUGUUCACUGAAGAUACACAGAGGAAAGGAACGAAAAGCAAGAAUGUGAUGGCGUCACUCAGCGCUUUGCCGUCAGAAAUGAAGGACAUGGCUGAGGAGGAGAACCAUGUGUCCCUGACCAAAGGUCUGAACAGCUGCAUGAAAAUGUGCUGUGGUUCCGCUGCUGAAGCAUGCGCUGCACUACUCAUUCUGACUAAUGCCAUUCUUUUUGGCAUCCAGGCAGACUAUUCAGUGCAGCAGCCCAGCCAUGAGGCACCUGAGUUUUUUCGAGUGGCAAACCUGACAUUCACGGUGUUGUUCACAGCCGAGCUUAUUCUUCGGCUUCGCAUGGAAGGCAGAUAUUUGUUCUCGUGUCAGAACCCGGACAUCAAGUGGAAUAUCAUGGAUGCUGUGCUGGUGAUGUUGGCAAUUGCGGAUGAGAUCAUGACCCGCGUUUUCGCGGUCGUGAGGGAUGCUCCGGAUCCACCUCCAAAUAUGUCCUCUGCUCGCAUUCUACGAUUGCUGCGGUUGGUCCGAGUUGCUCGUGUGCUCCGUGUGCUGCGCUUCUUCUCUGAUCUGAGAGUUAUGAUUCUUGGCGUGCUGAGCUCGCUCAAGGCCUUGAUGUGGGCCCUGAUCCUCCUCUUCUUCAUCAUAUACAUCACAGCAGUCUGCAUCCUUCAGUUCGUGGGCGAAUAUUUGGCGGAUAAUCCGCAGGACUUCCCAAGCGGGCCUUUGGAGUUCGCUGGGCUAUCUCCUUUCUCCUCUCUGCUUACAACCUGCUUCACGUUGUUUCUGACCAUUUCCGGUGGCAUCAGCUGGGGGGAGUUGGCUCCACCACUGAUGAUGGUUAACCCAGUGGUCACUCCCAUCCUGACAUUGUAUGUCGCGUUGGCAACGUUCUGCGUGCUGAACAUUGUCACUGGCGUUUUUGUGGAUCGUUCAGCUGCCAUGGCUCUACAAGAUGAAGAAAACAUGAUGCUGGAAGAGAUACAAAACCGGAAGAGAUGGAUAAAGGAGAUCGAGGCACUGUUUGCAAAGGCAGAUACAGACAACAGCGGCAAUGUUGAGUGGGAGGAGUUUGAGACUGCGUUGGCUGACUUUCGUGUCCAGCUUUGUUUCAAGAACCUUGGGAUCGAUAUCCACAAGGUGAGCUUGGAGCAGAUCUGGCAGCUCAUCGAUUUCGACAACAAGGGCUACAUUGAAAUCAGCGAGUUUGCGGAUUGCCUGCUGGAAAUGCAUGGUGUGGCGCACAGCAUCGACAUUGCUCGGCUGAGGCACGAACAGCAGAGAACUGCACGCAAGCUGGAGCACGUCCUGAGGCCGGAAUCGGUUUGUAAGAAAGAAGCGCUGGCUAGCUGGCUUACGGGCCAGGUGUGA